Molecule: messenger RNA, 1491 nt
Organism: Cavenderia fasciculata
Lineage: Eukaryota; Evosea; Eumycetozoa; Acytosteliales; Cavenderiaceae
Product: Acetylornitine deacetylase
Exons: 3
Coding region: 1-1491 (496 amino acids)
Molecular function (GO): hydrolase activity
Source: RefSeq, a predicted model, not a curated record
AUGGAAAAUAAAUUACCAACAAAACAAGAAAUCAUUGAUAAGGUUGAUAGCUUACAAAAUGAGGCAAUUGAAAAGUUAAAGCAAUUGGUAUCAUUUGAUAGUUUGUUGGGUAAUGAAAACGAAGCUCAGAUUUAUAUGCACGAAGUAUACAACUCGUUGGGACUCAAGGUAGAUCGUUUCAAAGUCAAUUUAGAGGACAUCAAGGAUUUGAAAGGUUUCUCACCCGUCGACUGGAAGUAUGAUGGCAAGGAGAAUGUAAUUGGUAUCUAUGAACCUGACCCUUCACUUGCCAACACUGUCCCAAAUGGAAAGGGAAAGAGUUUGAUUCUCAACGGACACAUUGAUGUUGUGCCAACUGGUCGUGAUGCCUUGUGGACCAAAGACCCAUUCUCGCCAUACGUCAAGGACGGACGUUUGUACGGACGUGGAUCUGGUGAUAUGAAAGCUGGUGUCAUGGCAUCGGUUAUUGCACUCAAAGCAUUAAGAGAGUUGGGUUAUGCCCCAGCUUCAAAGGUGAUCCUUCAGUCUGUCGUCGAAGAGGAGUGUACUGGAAACGGUACGCUUGCUUGUCUUGCCAGAGGAUACACUGCCGACGCUGCUGUCAUUCCCGAACCAUUCCCCUUUAUUGUCACUGCCGAAGUUGGUAUUGUAUGGUGUCGUGUCCUCGUUCGUGGACGUCCCGCUCACGUUCUUGAGAUGGGUACCGGUGUCAAUGCUAUCGACGGUGCCAUGUACAUUGUCAACGAACUACGUCAACUUGAAGAAAAGUGGAACAAGGUCAAACAUCCUGCCUUUGAACAAUUCUCAGCACACCCCCUCAACUUUAAUCUUGGUCAAAUCACAGGUGGCGAGUGGACCAGUUCUGUCCCAUGUGAAUGCACCUUUGAACUCCGUGCUGGUUUCUACCCCGGUGCAGACUUGGCAGACAUCCGUAAACAACUAUCCGACUGUAUCGCAGAAGCUGCCAAACAAAAGGGUAUCGGUCACGAAGUCUCUUGGAAUGGUUUCCAAGCUGAAGGUUGUGUAAUGGAUAAAAAUUCAGAAUUAUUAUCAACUCUUGGUAAUGUUCAUAAACAAGUUUUAAAUAGAGAAGCCAAAUAUGAUCCAAUUCUUUGUGCUACUGAUUGUAGAUUUUUCCAAUUGUAUUACAAUAUCCCAACCACUUGUUUUGGACCAGAAUCAGAUUCUAUCCACGGUAUCGAUGAAAGUGUCAGUUUAGAGUCUUACAGAGAUGUCAUUAGAAUAUUAGCCUGUUUCAUUGCUGAAUGGUGUGGCUUACAACCAUGUUUCAAUAGAAUUACUGCUACUACUACUACUACUACUACUACUACUACUACUACUACUACUACUACUACUACUACUACUACUACUACUACUACUACUACUACUACUACUACUACUACUACUACUACUACUACUACUAGUCAUCAAAUUAGACUGAUUUCAAUUGACCAUCUUGAUCAAUUUGAAGAUUAUCUAAAUUACCAAUAG